Molecule: messenger RNA, 1248 nt
Organism: Tilletiopsis washingtonensis
Lineage: Eukaryota; Fungi; Basidiomycota; Exobasidiomycetes; Entylomatales
Exons: 4
Coding region: 1-1248 (415 amino acids)
Biological process (GO): vesicle fusion; exocytosis
Cellular component (GO): plasma membrane; SNARE complex
Molecular function (GO): syntaxin binding; SNAP receptor activity
Source: RefSeq, a predicted model, not a curated record
AUGCCGCUGUUCGGCAAGAAGACGUCCAAGAUCCCGCCUGUCGAGCAAGGCCCGCCCGCAGGCGGCUCCUUCAACGGCGGCUACGGCGGCCCUCAGCAGCCCAGCGGCGGUGCACGUGGCCCGCCAGGCGGCGCUGGCUUCGGUGCUGGCGGCGCAGGCUACGGCGGCGCUGGCUACGGCGCACCUGGCGGGCCUGGCGCACCAGCUGGUCGCUACCCGGCCGGUCCGGGCGGCCCUGGUGGCGCAUACGGCGGCGGCCCACCCAACGGCUAUGCGCCGCCGCCAGACCGCUUCGCUGGCUCGCGUGCGCCGAACCCCAACCUCGGCGCGGGCUUCGACGCAGCAUACGGCAGCGGCGCUCAGCGAGGAGGCGCCUCGUACCGCGGCGGUGGCCAGGCGCCUCGCGAUGACGCAUCAGAGCUGGAGGCAGAGUACGGCCGCGGCGGAGGCUACGGCAGCGAGCAGGCGCAGGCGCAAGAGUACGAGCCGGCGCGCGAUGAGUACCGCGAGCGCACCGCCGAGGAAGAAGAGGAGGAGGAGGUCGAGGCUGUCAAGCAGCAGAUGCGCUUCACCAAGCAGGAGAGUCUCAGCUCGACGCGCAAUGCGCUGCGCAUUGCUCGAGAGGCCGAGGAGACGGCUACCAACACGAUGCUGCGGCUCGGCGACCAGAGUGAUCGCAUCGCCAACACCGAGCGCCACCUCGACCUCGCCAAGGCGCACUCCUCGCGCGCCGACGACAACGCGCGCGAGAUUGUGGCGCUCAACCGUUCCAUCUUCCGUCCGAACAUGCAGUUCAACAAGCAAGCCAAGCGUGAUGCCGAGGAGGCACGCAUCAUGAAUCGGCACAUCGAGGAGCGCGAGGAGCGCGAAGCUACGCGUGCCGAGGCACUCAAGGCGCAGACGCGCGUUGACCAGUCGCUCGGUGGGCCUGGCUCGGGUCGCUUUGGCGCAGGUCGCUUUGGCGGAGGCAGCAAGAGCAAGGCGGAGGAAGCGGCGGCCAAGAACAAGCUGGCGCAGCGCAGUCGCUACCAGUUUGAGGCGACGGAGAGCGAUGACGAGCUGGAGGAUGAGUUGGAUGGCAAUCUGGACGAGAUUGGCCAGCUCGCUGGACGUCUCAAUCACCUGGGCCGCGCCAUGGGCAACGAGAUCGACGAGCAGAACGUGCGCAUCAAGCGCCUCGGCGACAAGACUACCGCGCUCGACACGCGCGUCUUCAACAGCACCCAGCGGCUGGACCGCAUCAAGUAG